This is a messenger RNA of Labrus bergylta (ballan wrasse), 1263 nucleotides long. The record is from RefSeq and is a predicted model, not a curated record. NCBI's taxonomy places the organism in Eukaryota, Metazoa, Chordata, Actinopteri, Labriformes, Labridae.
GUCUGUCAUGAUUGGCUGGUGCAGCGGCGUGCUCAGCAGGACGCUCGCACGCCUGACAAGAUGAAAAGGAACCAAUCACUAAUCGCCAACGGCAACCUGAGUUUAGAGGAGAAGAAGAGGAAGAUCUCGAGGAGUCUUCGUUGCCUGGAGGGGCGUGGCAUCCUGACUCCGCCCCACAGCGAGAACCAGAUCCUGCAGAUGAUCGCUAAGGACAUCCGUCAGCAACGCCUUCACCGUCAGCGACGAGGGGCGGAGCUUCAGAAGCUGAAUCAGACUCUCAGCAGUCUGCAGGUGAAGAGCAGCUUCCACAGUGAACAGGUGGACUACUACAGACAUUACAUCACUUCCUGUCUGGACAACCUAACCACCAGCAGUAAACUGACCAAUAAGAAGGCAGCAGAGAGCAAAGUGAAGAAGAAGCUUCCUGCUCUGAGCUACAGCGCCGCCCGGCUGCAGGAGAAGGGAGUGCUGCUGGAGAUCAGUGACCUGCCACACACACAGUUUAAGAACGUCGUCUUCGACAUCACUCCUGGACCAGAAACAGGAAGUUUCAAAGUAAAAGCACGAUUCCUCGGUGUUGAGAUGGAGGAGUUCCUGCUCAAAUACCAGGACCUGCUGCAGCUGCAGUACGAGGGUGUGGCAGUGAUGAAGAUGUUCGACAAGGCGAAGAUCAACGUCAACCUGCUCAUCUUCCUCCUCAACAAAAAGUUCUUUAAGAAAUGAACCCAGUGACUCUCUUACCUUACACGCCUAUCUUUGUGCUGUCUUACUACAUAAUCAGUCUUUGUGUAUCUCAAUAUGUCACAGAGUGAAGUGUCUUCACUACACUCUUAUCUCUGUUUUGUUGCACAAUUUCAUAUUUUUAUGAAAAACUAUCAUGUGUUUGAUUUCUUUAUCUACAUCACAUUAUUUAGUGCAGAGUGAAAUGUCCUCACUACAGUUAUAUCCAUGUAUGUCAUUACCUUGUUUUGUGUGUUUGAGUAUCUUUAUAACUUAGAGUGGGACAUCUUCUUAACACUCCUAUCUCUGAGGAUCAGAUGGUUGAUAAAUGGAUUUAAAUGUCUCACUUUGUUAUCUGUUUCAGGAUCAUGUUUUACACUACAGAGUGGGACUUCGUCUACACUCCUAUCUCUGUUUUUAACUCUACACUUCCUGUUAUCAGUCAGCUGAUCAAUAACUGUAAAUAUUUUCUGUCUCCUUUAAGAAACUUUAAAAUGUUUCAUCUUUUUUUAACUUGAAUAAAAAUGACAAGUUUUAAGUGAA